Molecule: messenger RNA, 691 nt
Organism: Galdieria sulphuraria
Lineage: Eukaryota; Rhodophyta; Bangiophyceae; Galdieriales; Galdieriaceae
Product: peptidyl-tRNA hydrolase, PTH2 family
Exons: 2
Coding region: 10-531 (173 amino acids)
Cellular component (GO): cytosol; mitochondrion
Molecular function (GO): peptidyl-tRNA hydrolase activity
Source: RefSeq, a predicted model, not a curated record
GGGGAAUUGAUGACUUUUGUAGUUCAACUAUUACUUGCGUUUGUUGCAGGUUAUUUUUUAGGAGAACGUGGAAAAAAGAAAAAGUGUCCAAAAUAUAGCUGGAUUCCUCCUACCUUGAACCAUCUUUCAGAACUUCCAGCUGCCUCUAGUGGCGCUGGUGCAGUGAAGACUUGUAAAGAAAACUGUAAAUUGGUUCUUUGCGUUCGUUCCGACUUGAAGAUGGGAAAAGGUAAAAUAGCUGCACAGUGUGGACACGCAACUCUCGGGGCCUAUCAAGACACACUUCGGACGAAUCCUGGUUAUUUAUGGAAAUGGGAGGCAGAUGGUCAACCUAAAAUUGCACUUCAAGUAUCUUCCAUUCAACAGAUGAAAAGCUUGGAGAAAAAGGCGGCUAGUCUAGGUAUUGUGGCACAUACUGUUAUUGAUGCUGGAAAGACACAAGUAGCUCCGGGUUCUGUUACAGUUUUAUCUCUAGGGCCUGCACCCGUAUCACUUAUUGAUAAAGUAACUGGGCACUUGAAACUAUUAUAAACUCAUUCUAUAAACAAAAUAUCUUUGGUUUCAAAGAUGAUGAUUGGAGGAAAUGUUGGGUGUGUGUGUGUGUGUGAAUGAAUAGUUUGAACAUGUCCAUUGUAUUUGUUUUUCAUUUCUAUCAACUCUAAAAAGUGGCAAGAAAGAGUUGAGAUUUCUU